Mastomys coucha (southern multimammate mouse) is the source of this 2641-nucleotide messenger RNA. RefSeq names its product caveolin 2 (gene Cav2). The record is from RefSeq and is a predicted model, not a curated record. Lineage: Eukaryota; Metazoa; Chordata; Mammalia; Rodentia; Muridae. The transcript is spliced from 3 exons. Gene Ontology annotation, cellular component: caveola; Golgi apparatus; perinuclear region of cytoplasm. The coding region runs from base 195 to 683 and encodes 162 amino acids. Gene Ontology annotation, molecular function: molecular adaptor activity; protein kinase binding. Gene Ontology annotation, biological process: positive regulation of MAPK cascade; insulin receptor signaling pathway; caveola assembly.
GCCCGGCGGGGCGGGGCGGGGCUCGGCCAGCCAAGGCUGGGAGCGGGAACCGGCAGCGGGAAGCGGCCGCCGCCCGGGGCAGCCCGAGGCUAGGCAGGGCGAAGCCAGGCGGGGCGGGGCUGGGCGCCACGGGAAGGGGAGGCCGGGCCGCCUAGGGACCGAACGACCGAGCCACUCUCCCAACGCCAGCCGCGAUGGGGCUGGAGACCGAGAAGGCCGAUGUGCAGCUUUUCAUGGCCGAUGACGCCUACAGCCACCACAGUGGCGUCGACUAUGCAGAUCCUGAGAAGUAUGUUGACUCGAGUCACGACCGGGAUCCUCACCGGCUCAACUCUCAUCUCAAGCUAGGCUUCGAGGAUCUGAUUGCAGAGCCUGAGACUACACACUCCUUUGACAAAGUGUGGAUCUGCAGCCAUGCCCUCUUUGAAAUCAGCAAAUAUGUUAUCUACAAGUUCCUGACGGUGUUUCUGGCCAUCCCCUUGGCCUUCGUUGCGGGUAUCCUGUUUGCUACCCUCAGCUGUCUGCACAUCUGGAUCCUAAUGCCAUUUGUGAAGACAUGCCUAAUGGUCUUGCCUUCCGUGCAGACGAUAUGGAAAAGUGUGACAGACGUUGUCAUUGGUCCAUUGUGUACAAGUGUGGGACGCACCUUCUCAUCUGUUAGCGUGCAACUGAGCCACGACUGACCACUCAGACCCCAGGUCUAAACAUUUGGAUACUGUACAACUUUGUUGAUGUAACACAAAUGCACUUCCCAACUGUUAUAAUUAAUCUUAAGAUAGAACCCAGGUUUAUCGAUGUUCACUGUCAGAUCUUUACAAAUAAUGAUUUCCUCACUAAAAGCCAAGGAUUCUAUAUCUAAUUGUAUAGUGAGAAUUGGCAACGCUCAAUGUAGGGACAGCUUUAUGCUUAAGGAAAAAACAUAUAAUUGUAGUGAUGACUUGAUAAUGGUCAAAGGGCAACUUCCUCAGACAUUAGAAUAAUUUUGUGCAUAACUGCUCAUAAAAGUAAGGAAUUUCUUAUUUUAUUUACCUCUAGGAAUAAUGUUCUUAAAGCUACUUUUACAGAUAUGGUCAUAAGGCCAGCUAGCUAGAGGUAGUAUAUUCCAACAUACUAAAAACCUUGUGCAGUAACAAAAGCAUAUACUUAUGAUAAUAACUAUCAAAUAUAAUAAGACAGAUAAAUGUGAAAAUGUGUUCCUCUGUGAUAUUAACCUGCAAGCCUAUUUAACAAGAUGUUUUGUUUUUCUGUAUAUUGUAUACCUAAAGCAAGUGUUACUCUAAUGCAGUCACUUUGGGGUGUGUUUUUCUUGCAUUUGCUAUCUUAUUGAUCUCAUAUAUAAAGCAAGUAUAGCUACCAUAGGGUAACUUUCUUUGUAAAACUGUGAUGUCAUAUAUGAGAAUGUUAUAGCUUCUUUGGAAUCCAGUGUAAAAUGUGCUGUCGGGGUGUCUUCUCCAGCUGACCCAGCAGAUGUUUUAUAACUGGGCUUCACCUGGCUGUGGUCCUAAGACGUGCAGUUGUUCUGUUUACUAGAAGUUUUCUCCUGAAUAGUCAGGAACUUAUUCUGUACUCUACAUUCCUAUGAAUACUUCACUUACUUUCAAGUAACUCUGGUGCUAGUUAAUAUUUUUAUGAUAAAGGCUGUCUCUAACAACUAAGCACAUUUUUUUUUUACUACAGUGGCUCAUGUAGAGAAACUUACAGGAGAAUUAAAAAUUGUGAAGGUUUAUAAAACUGAAGCACACAUGUAAAUUAAAAACUAACAGUUACAAAUUUUCAAGAUGUUCUCUGAGUAACCCAUAAAACAUUAUUUCCUUUUUCAAUUCUAGACCUAUUUUAGCAUUAACUUAGUAUGGUCUUUUAAUAAAUGGUAUAUAAAAACUUUCUAUACUAUAAUUAUGAAAUUUUUCAAAUUUUAGAACUAUAUCAAAACACGAAUGAGCAUUUGCUUGAAUAUGCUCAUGGGUGUCAAAUCUUGACUGGAUGAAGAUAAAUAAUUUUUUUUUCAAAUUUUCAACUCUGGUCAGUAUUAUAGGUGAUUGAGUGAAGAUUCUAUUGCAGACCAUAUCAAAAUAUCAUAUCAAAAGACUAAGUUAUAAAACUCAUAUCAAUUUGAUGGUAAACAUAAAAGAAACAUUUCAAAACAUCCUUAGGGUAUUGUACCAUCCUCAGAAAAAGAAGUCAUAGCUUGGUAAUAGCCACAAAGCUUGGCCAUUAGUGAAGAUUGUAUUAUACUGGUUCCCAAGGUCAGUCUCAUGACUUUAUAUUAUUUUUGUAAUUUAAGUAUUAAACACCUGGAUAUAUUGAUUAGUCAAAUUUUUAACAAUAAAAUAUCAGUUUAAUAAAUUAUAAGCUUCAACCUUUUUAAAUAGUUCUAGCAGAUUUUAAAGACAAGUAUGUAUAAUUAUAUAUAAAACCCUUUAAUUUCUAAUAUAUAUGUUUGCCUUUUUCUAAAUAAUAUUGAUUACUUUCAAGUGAACUUUUACUGAAACUUUUCAUGAAUUAUUUUUGUCUCAAAUAAUCAAAUUAUGUAUAAAAGGAAUCAAAGUUAAAUAUGCAAAUAUGUUGGUUCUUUUUGGGGGGCAGUUGGAAGUAAAAGGCAAAGAAAUUUCCUCAUUAUCUAUAAUAAACAUCUUUAAAAGCA